AAAGUCUGGUAGUAAUUUCUUCCUUUUUCAUUUGCACACCAUAAUUGACACGAUCUAAUUACACAUAACAUCAAAUUUCCUUGUUUACAUUAAACACCAUAUAUACGUUUAACUUUUUACUUAUUAUUCUUCUUCGUUUCUGCCAUCUUGCUCUUUGUUAAUAUCCCAGCAAGCUUCAGUUUCUCUCUCCAUCAUUCACCCUAAAUGUUUUGAUCAGUCUUUUCAUUCAUUCUCAAAAAUCAAAAUAUACCUUUUCUACUUGAUCUCAGAUUUGCAUGCAUGCCUUUCAGGAUAGAAAAUAAAUAUACUGAUGAUGAUGUCCGCAGCAGCAAACGGGCAGCUUUCAGUUCCUCCAGGGUUUCGUUUCCAUCCGACGGAUGAAGAGCUUCUUUAUUAUUAUCUCAGGAAGAAAGUUUCCUACGAAGCAAUAGACUUGGACGUUAUUAGAGAAGUGGAUCUUAACAAACUUGAACCAUGGCAUCUCAAAGAAAUUUGUAGAAUUGGAUCAGGUCCACAGAAUGAAUGGUACUUUUUCAGCCACAAGGACAAGAAGUACCCUACUGGGACUCGAACAAAUCGAGCGACUACAGCUGGAUUUUGGAAGGCGACAGGGAGAGAUAAGGCAAUAUACCUUAGCAAUUCCAAGAGGAUUGGGAUGAGGAAAACUCUUGUAUUUUACACCGGACGCGCCCCUCAUGGCCAAAAGACUGACUGGAUCAUGCAUGAGUAUCGCCUUGACGACAACACUGCGGAAGUUGAGCCAUUGCAGGAAGACGGAUGGGUUGUAUGUAGAGUGUUCAAGAAAAAGAAUUACACUACAAGUUUUCAACACGAGAUAGGAGAUGAUCACGAGGAAAGGUUACAUUUUACCGAUCAAAUGAAGGCAGGAAGUGCUGGUGGGUUGACAGAACCUUCAAAACAAAUUAUGCAACAACCUCAAGCAGCUUGCUACGGCUAUGCAUCAUCCUUUGAUGGUUCUAUGCACCUUCCUCAACUGCUAAGUCCAGACUUGUCACUUCCAUGUCCACUCCCUCCCUUGAGUAACGUGAACAACAUCGAAUGUUCUCCUCAUCACAACCUAUUGAGGCUAACAUCAGCAGGACCUGCUAGCGCUUUCAACAUUCCUCAACAACACGAUAAAUUUAGUGGCGACUGGUCUUUCUUGGAUAAGCUUCUUGCUUCAAACCAAGGCGCCCUACAGUCCCAGACAACUACUGGAGAUUUGGAUAACCCCACAAGCACACAAAAAUAUCCAAUAUUCCAUCACCAUGCCUUUGAUCCCGAUCUGUUAAAAUUCUCAAAGUAGAUAUACUGACCAGCGUUUAAUUCCUCCCCCCCCCCCCCCCCCCCCCCCCCAACCACCCACACCCCUUUUUUUUUUUUUUUUGUUUAUUCGGAGUUCUUUCAAUGUUACUUAGAGAACUUAAUAUCUUGUACUGUUUUUUAAAAGUACUUCAUUCAUCUUUUAUACUC
Molecule: messenger RNA, 1473 nt
Organism: Capsicum annuum
Lineage: Eukaryota; Viridiplantae; Streptophyta; Magnoliopsida; Solanales; Solanaceae
Product: NAC domain-containing protein 76
Exons: 4
Coding region: 311-1306 (331 amino acids)
Biological process (GO): regulation of DNA-templated transcription
Molecular function (GO): DNA binding
Source: RefSeq, a predicted model, not a curated record